Carassius gibelio (silver crucian carp) is the source of this 1826-nucleotide messenger RNA. RefSeq names its product 2-aminomuconic semialdehyde dehydrogenase-like. The transcript has 4 exons. NCBI's taxonomy places the organism in Eukaryota, Metazoa, Chordata, Actinopteri, Cypriniformes, Cyprinidae. The record is from RefSeq and is a predicted model, not a curated record. Bases 373 to 639 code for a protein of 88 amino acids.
UACUUGAGUUAACGGAUGGCACAGAGUCCGGUGAAAGCUCAUAUGUAAUGCUGUGUGCUGAUUGGUAUGCAAACAUUCCAGGUUUUUCUUUUGUCUGCAAAACUGAUUUUUAAUCUCAUGUCAAAAUACAUUCAAUAUAUAGUGCUGGAAAACUAUAUGGGAGGGAAAUUUGUACCAUGUCCCAAGUUAAUAGACUCUUUCAACCCAUCAACUGGAUGGGUUUGUUGCUGCAUUCCAGACAGUGGACCUGAGGAGGCCUUUAGAAAGGAAGUCGUGGCCUAAUGGUUAGAGAGUUUGGCAGGAAUACCACGAUUGUGGUGCCCUUGAGCAAGGCACUGAACCCCCAACUGCUCCUCGGACGCCACAGCAUAAAUGGCUGCCCACUGCUCCAGGGAGAGGUCUGUCUGUGUACCAGCAGAAUCUUUUUAUUUGACCAGAAUUGCUCGUUUCAUCGAGACGGCUCAUCCGUGGAAAACUGGAGUGCCCUCUGACCCCUCAAACGACAGUGGAGCGCUCAUCAGGAAAGAGCAUCUACAGAAGGUCUUAGGAAUAAGCCUUGUAAACCCAGUCCUGAUGAAGCUGAUGAAGCUGGAACUCCGGAUGGGAUCCAGGAAGUCAAGCCUACCGGAUCUUCACUGAUGCUUCAGGAAAUUUGUGAGUCAUCCUGUUGGACCUCAAUACCAGCUGACAUACUUGUCUGAUGGAUAGGGUGAUAAAGCAAGAUAUUUUUUGUGAGGCGUGUAAUCCACGUUUGGCACACACUUUAGAUUAUUCAACAAAUAAUUGUACUUCUCAGGAUUUAAAAGAUCCACAAAGCAUCAUCAGAAAUGAAUCCUUUUAAUCAGCAAGGAUGUAUUAAAUUGAUCAAUAGUGACGGUAAAGACUCUGACAUUGUUACUAAAGAUUUCUAUUUCAAAUCAAUGCUUUUCUUUUGAACUUAUAUAAAUAAAGUUUUAUAUAAAUAAUCUUGAAAAAUGUUUCCACAGUUUUCACAAAAAUAUUAAGCAGAAAAACUGUGUCAGCACUGAUAAUAAGAUGAAAUGUUUCCUGAACACCAAUCAGAACAUUAGAAUGAUUUCUGAAGAAUCAUGUGACACUGAAGUCUGUAAGUGAUUGAAUAUUCAACUUUGCCAUCACAGGAAUAAAUUGCAUUUAGUAUAAAGUAUACAGUAAGUAUAUCAAAAUAAAAAAACUGUUAUUUAUAAUUAUAUUUCACAAUAGUACAGUUUAACUGUAUUUCUGAUAAAAUGAAUGCAGACUUUGUGAGCAAUAAGAAACUUAUUUUAAAAAAUCAUACAUACACCAGACUUUUCAACUGUGUUAUUAGAUAUUUAAAAAUAUUUUAAGAAGUUAUACUUGUUUGCAGUGUGGUGCAGAAAGUUUUUCAUUUUUUUAAUUGAAACCUGAUGCUGGCAUACUGUUCCUGCCAGCAAAAUAAUAAUAAAUAUUUGUUCUUUUUACCAUUUUGCUACAUUCCCAGCCAAAAUCUGAUGAAGAGCAUGUGGCUUGAAACAUCUGUUUGAUGAGGAAACUAAUAAGUAUUUUUGAAAGCAACAAUUAAUGUAUUCAAUUUUCAUGUACCUGUAUUAGUCAUGUUUGGAUGUGCAUGCUUCAAUGCAUUUCUUCAGUGUGAGAAUUACUCAUUUGUGCACAUACAAAUCAAAUGUAACAAUGCAUAGUGUGUAAAAACACAUGAACAUAUUAUGACAUUCACACAAAUCCAUUCAAACACACAUUCAGACCAUGCUCUAAUAGCGUUGCAGUUUUAAAAAGUAAGUUACAUUGGAAAAGAGUAGAAGUCUGAGUUUGUGUGUGUGUGUGUGUGU